AUGGCCGCUUCUUCCGCGCUGAUCCGCUACAACGGGCUUUCCCUGGCGGCCCCGGUAACAGUCGCCAGCCGAGUCUUCUGCGCGUCUCUGAGGCGACAUUUCGCCCGCACCAUGCGGCGUCCUUGUGCUUUUCCUCCCUCUUCUGCGACGUUGUUGAAACACCCCGCCCUCGCUCGAAGCGCUCCUCUCGGGGGGAGUAAAUGGUUUCGCGAGCCCGCUGAAGCGGACCGUUUCGUCUCCUCCUCACUCCACUUUCCGCGCUCUCUCCACUCCAGUCCCGGCACCUCUUCGCCUGCAGGCGCUGCCCCUGGCGUUCCGGUCGCACCCACCCAGGAGGCUGGCCAGCCGCAGCAAGGGUAUCCAGGCCUGCCGAGCUCCGCAGAGACUCUCCCGAAUGCAGGACAAAGUUCGGAACAGGAUACUGCUCCGUCCACGACCGCUUCGUCCCUGUCUGAGAGCGUAACACAAUUCGACGAUUUCACGAAAGAUCCCGACGAAAUUGUCGCCGCCCUUGACAAGUACAUUGUCGGCCAAGACGCGGCGAAGAAGAGCUUGGCGAUCGCCUUGAGAGAUCGGUGGCGUCGGCAACAAGUGAAAGAUGAAAAGCUGCGGCAGGAGAUCGCACCGAACAAUCUUCUUCUUAUUGGGCCGUCGGGAUGUGGGAAAACUGAGCUGGCGAAGCGACUCGCGGCCUUCGCCGGCGCUCCUUUCGUCAAAGUAGCAGCCACACGAUUUACGGAGGUCGGGUUUGUCGGAGAUGAUACAUCGUCUAUUGUUCACUACCUCGCGCAGCAAGCGUACGCAGACGAGAAGGAGCGAAUGAAGAAGGUCAUUCAAGGCGAGGCAGCCAAUCGUGCUCGGCAGGAGGUGGCACGAGCCCUUCGGGAGCAGGGAGCGAUGAACGACUCGAAGGAAGUCAUUGAGGCCAUGAUCAAGGAAGGGCGACUGGACGACGUGCAGGUGGAGAUUGACGAGACCCUGUUGCAACGCCAUCCGGAGGGGCCGCAGGAUCCGCUGUCUGCGCUCUUCUCCUCCCUCGGAAAAGCCAUGAAUUCUCAGCGGGGAAAUCCCUUCACGCCCGUAGGCAUCGGCGUGCCGGGCUCUGUUCCUCCCGACGCCUUCGGGUUGCCCACUUCUCCAGUUCCUUUUGUGCCCCCAGCUGGAGGCCGAUCCAGCAGAUGGAACCGAGGCGGCGCGAUCCCCGGCGUCUCGUUUUCCCUUCCUCUCGGGAUCUUUGGAGGCAACAGUCAAAAGGGGGAGACUCCACAGAAGAAGAAGGUGACGGUGAAGCAAGCCAUGGCCGCCAUCACAGAGCACUUCGCGAAUGAAAUGAAGACCUCUCGAGCUCCUCCGUGUGUUGGCUCCGCGCAGACGGAUACGGAGGCCGUGCAGGAGAGGGCGCGAGAUGCGGCGGAGAACAGAGGAAUUGUUUUUAUUGAUGAAUUCGACAAACUCGUUGAGGAACGGAGCGGCAGCGACAGCUCUGCCUUUCGGUCGAAGCGUGUAGGAGUCCAGCGAGAGCUUCUCACUCUCAUUGAGGGGACUUCAGUGCAGACGCAGAUCGGCGUGGUCAACACAGACCAUGUGCUUUUCAUCGCUUCAGGGUCGUUUCUCGCUGGCAAGCCUUCAGACAUCAUUCCAGAACUCCAGGGCCGCUUGCCGAUUCGCUGUGACUUGAAACCGUUGACGGAGGAGAAUUUCGUCCAAAUUCUGACCGAGACGGAGUACAACCUUCUCGACCAGCAGACUGCGUUGCUCGCCACGGAAGGUGUGAAGCUAACCUUUGAGGAAAGUGGUAUCCGGGAGAUCGCACGGAUCUCUCACCAUCUGAACACAAUGAACGCAAAUGUCGGUGCGCGGCGACUGAAAACUGUCCUGGCUAAGGUUCUCGAGCAGACAAAAUUUGAAGCCCAUAAACGCCAAGGGUCCGAGGUUUUUGUGACGAAGGAGAUGGUGAGAGAGAGACUUCAACCGCUUAUGGAGCAGGCGGACCUUUGCAAGUACAUUUUGUAG
Molecule: messenger RNA, 2013 nt
Organism: Neospora caninum
Lineage: Eukaryota; Apicomplexa; Conoidasida; Eucoccidiorida; Sarcocystidae
Product: putative ATP-dependent protease ATP-binding subunit
Exons: 18
Coding region: 1-2013 (670 amino acids)
Molecular function (GO): ATP binding; ATP hydrolysis activity
Source: RefSeq, a predicted model, not a curated record